AUGAACUCACAGAAAGUGUUUUUAAGCGAGUUAAACGAUGAGGGAAACACUGGUGGGCGUAAAGCUUCGCGUAUCGAACUCAGAACGCUUAGAGAUGCUUAUAAUUUAAAGCCAUUGACGUCUCCAACUCCGAUUGUUCACGACGAGCCAGAAUGCGAGCUUAAGAGAGUCACCGCCUACUGCACUGCGGAGUCUUACAAUCUGAUGGGUCUAUGCAAGCUUUUUAAGGAAAAAGUAUCGACCGAGAAAAAGGUCCAAAUGUAUUUUGAAGAGUGUCUUUACAUCAGCUUCGAAAUUGAAGAAAAGAGAAUAGCGUAUCUCUACUUCCUCCACUACGGAGCAGUUGUAAUGUGGGGACUGAGUGAAAGCGAAGAGCAGGACAUUCUUAGGCUCAUUUCACACUUUCAGGAGAAUCCGUAUGAUCGAAAGGCUAUUGAAACUGAAAACUUCAUGUAUGGAAUAUCAAAGAACUCACAGAUUGUCAACGAUAAAAUUUUCCUGAGGGAUGAAAAUAUACACACGAAGAUGGUUUUAAGUAUUGCAAUGGCACAAUCCGUUAAGCUGGACUACUACGAAGAGCUUGUGGACAAUACGAUAGAUGCAGUCAAGGGUCUGCCGGACGAAGUCGAGAAAGAGGGCAAAGUAGGUAAAAAAAGGGAGGAUAUAAUGAAAGUCACAGGCAAAUUACACAAGCUUAGCUUCAAUCUCAAUAUUGUUUCCAACAUUUUGGGUGAACCCGAGUUUGUCUGGGAAUAUUCUGCCUUUUCAUCUCUUUACGAAACCUGCAUUAAGUAUCUUGAUAUUAAAACACGUGCAAACCUGCUGAAUAAACGGUGCGAGAUUAUACAUGGGAUAUUGGAAAUCCUAAGUGAUAAUGUCACCACACAGAACUCAGAAAGACUAGAAAGUAACAUGGCGAAGAUUUCAUAUAUCACAGCUGCUACGGGGAUAAUCCAGUGUUUUCUUCUUUGUAUAUUUUUGUAUUACACACUAGUAUUGAAAAAAUAA
Molecule: messenger RNA, 1008 nt
Organism: Vittaforma corneae ATCC 50505
Lineage: Eukaryota; Fungi; Microsporidia; Nosematidae
Exons: 1
Coding region: 1-1008 (335 amino acids)
Source: RefSeq, a predicted model, not a curated record